Molecule: messenger RNA, 2348 nt
Organism: Formica exsecta
Lineage: Eukaryota; Metazoa; Arthropoda; Insecta; Hymenoptera; Formicidae
Exons: 6
Coding region: 355-1971 (538 amino acids)
Source: RefSeq, a predicted model, not a curated record
GUGUUUAAUAAGCCGCCUUUGUAAGAGAGAAGAGGGAGAGAAAGAUCAAGGGAGAACAAGAAAAACGAAUUGUAACGACUUAUCGCGACCUUUCUCGAGACCGGUAUCGCUGUCAUGAUGGAACGGCUUCGUCGUUCCUAUAAUACACGCGAUUGUCACGCGGUCGACGACUGACGAUAAACAUACACAGGCAAACAAGAAGAUUCGCAAUCGAAGCCUCUGUCUGUCGUUGUGGAUCGACAUUUCGCAGUCAUCGCGAUCGAUUCGACGUGUCUCUUCGAAGAGCCUCUUGGAGUACGUCUCUCUUCGCAGUUCAAGUAUCAGUGCGGAGUAUUUCCGGUCAAUAACGCGAAAAUGAGUCAAAAGUCGGUUCCAGCGAAGCUCACAGUCGCCGAAUCUUUCGAGAGAUCGAAGAAUGUUGUAUGCGAAAUAAAAGAGUGUUGCUUGAAGAAGAAGAUAGUACUGAGCGAAAUACCGAUGGAGAAAACAAAGGAGAUUGCAAUUAAAGCAACAAAAAUACACGAAGCGCAGAAAGCAAAAUCUACGAAGGAUGAUAAAUCUGACAAAGCGAUUCCUACAAAAGCUCCUGAAGAGAGUCCUAUGAAGAAUAUAAAACUAGCUCAGGCUUCUGAAGCUAUGAAAGUGCGCGAAGCGCUGAAGAAAGAAUCUCCGAAAGACAUUAAGUUAGAAACUCCCGCCGAGAUUCCUAAGAUUACAAAAAUACUCGAAACUUCGAAGACAGAGUAUACGAAGAAGGUUAAAGAUGACAAAUUGACAAUUUCUACGAAGGAUUCUGCAGAAAGUUAUGUUAAAAAUACAAAACCAGUUGAGGCACUUGAAGUUAUAAAAGCGCACGAGACACUAAAGAAAGAAUCUCCAAAGGAUAUCGAAGAUGAUCAAUUAAAGAUCCUCUCUGAACUGAAGUCCCUCACUCUUGAGUCUUUUCAAUCCCUCUCACUCUCUACAGAAGUGCUAGAAACACUGAAGACAGAGUCUACUGAGACUGUUAAAGAUAAUAGUUCGGAAAUUUCUUCUGAGGACUCUGAAGAAAGUAAUGUCAAGGAUAUAAAACCAGCUAAAGAUGAGAAGAAAACAAAGAAGAUUCCCGUUCUUAGAAAGGACUUGCUCAAUCCUUGGGAUCUUGGCGCGCGUAAAAUUUGGCGGCCCAUAUCGAAACCGAACUUGGACGAGAGUCCUUUGAUCCUGGCAAUACAUCUAGUGCCUUCAUUGCCAAUCGAGCUCUUCGAAGUGUUUGCGGAAAUUAUCGAAGUCGUCACGAAGAAACCGGUCGUUCUGUUGUACGAGACUAGAUUUGGACGACCGGUUGCCAAGGAUGUCGUCGAUAUAGCUAUCUUGCCAGCGGCCGAUGAUUGGAACGAUGGUGUUCUUCUACCCGUCAGCUUCGUUUUCGAGCAUCAUCUGAACAAGAGCAACUCGCCCCACGUUUACGUCGACAUAAUCCUCGCGGAUGAUCGCGCUCCACACGUUGAAAAUAUUAUGGACCUGCGAGGACACAGAUGCGCCAUUCCAAACAGAUGCGACAAAAUCUGCGCCACUUCAUUGCUCUUCAAUUAUUUGCGCACGAGAGGCGAGAACCCGGCGUUUUUCGGAAAUAUACUUGAUGGUAAUUCGCAACUUGAUGUGUUGCGAAUGGUUGUCGGGAAGCCGGCGGAAGUGGGUGUCGUGGAUGCACCGGUAAUCAGAUGUCACAAGAUGAACAUAAUCGGCGCAGAGUUUCUUCAAAUCCUUGCCAGUCUGGGACCUCUACCGCCUUAUCGCAUCAUGAUCAACAAAGUGCUAGUAGAUGUACUCGCCAAAGAGCUCACAACUUAUCUGCUAAAUAUCAAUCAGCACAAGGAAUGGAUGGACAGACUGUCAUUCUUCGGCAUUGUCGGUUUUGCCGAAAAUUCACUAGAUUUUUACAACCUGGACGACGUAAAAUCCGUAGCUACUAGCGUACCUUACUACUAAGCUUGUUUUAUAAUACAUAUUUAUUAUUUAUCUCUCUCCUAGUUUUUAUAUAUACUUUCUUUUAUUUGGGUUUUUUUCAAUAAUAUAAUCUUUUAUUAAAUCUAAAUAAAUAUAAUAAUUCACAAUUUUAUCCUCGGCGAUUAUAUACACGAUUCGUUAAAAAAAAAAUCUCUCUCUCUCUCUCGUCUCUCGCUCGCUCACUUAUUCUCUUUCAUUCUUUUUCUUUUGCCCAAUUUCGCUUCCUCUCUCGCGAUAGUACACGUUCCGGUCAACUAGAUUGAUCCACGAUCGAUACGUAUAGAAUAAAGUAUUAUCAAAAUCCAUUUUGUGUGUAAAUUGUAUCCACCUUGUUUUUUUAAUUAAAUAAAUUUUUGUAA